Molecule: messenger RNA, 1491 nt
Organism: Leptonychotes weddellii (Weddell seal)
Lineage: Eukaryota; Metazoa; Chordata; Mammalia; Carnivora; Phocidae
Gene: DYNC2I2
Product: dynein 2 intermediate chain 2
Biological process (GO): intraciliary transport
Cellular component (GO): cytoplasmic dynein complex; ciliary plasm
Molecular function (GO): dynein heavy chain binding; dynein light chain binding
Source: RefSeq, a predicted model, not a curated record
UUUUGGAAGUCUCCUCUGAGGAGUGGUGUUUGGACGAAGCCUCCGCGCUUCCCGCCAGGACUGGGCAGCGGACCCGAUGGCUUGGGACGUCCAGGCCUGUGUGUAGCUUUGUUGAGGUGGCUGUGAGGCCACCUGUUGGGUGGCUCUGGGCUAAGGGUUGGAGAUGGUCUGUCUCUUGCAGGUGACCUGUCUGCACACCCUGGGCUACCCCCCAGCCCAGAGGCAGGGUCUGCACGUGACCAGUGUCUCCUGGAACACCACCGGCUCUGUGGUGGCCUGUGCCUACGGCCGGCUGGACGACGGGGACUGGGGCACACUCAAGUCCUUCGUGUGUGCCUGGAACCUGGACAGGCGAGGCUUGAACCCCCGGCAGCCGUCGGCCGUGGUGGAGGUGCCCAGCGCCGUCAUGUGCCUGGCCUUCCACCCCACGCAGCCGUCCCACGUUGCAGGUGGGCUGUUCAGCGGCGAGGUGCUCGUGUGGGACAUUAGCCAUCCCGAGGACCCGCUGCUCUGGCGAACGGGCCUGACUGACGACACACACACAGACCCCGUGUACCAGGUGCUUUGGCGGCCCGAGCCCCGGCACGGCCACCGCUUCCAGGUGCUGAGCGUGGCCACGGACGGGAGGGUGCUGCUCUGGCAGGGCGUCGGCGCGGGCCGGCUGCAGCUGACCGAGGGCUUCGCCCUGGCCGUGCAGCAGCUCCCGAGGCACACCAGGCUGAAGAAGCCUCCCCGGGGAGAGACCGAGGUGGGUGCCACGGCGGUGGCCUUCUCCAGCUUUGACCCCAGCCUUUUUGUUCUGGGCACGGAAGGCGGCUUCCCACUCCAGUGCUCGCUGGCCGCGGAAGAGGCCGCCCUCACCCGGACGCCUAGCUCUGUGCCCCUGCGGGCCCCGGCACAGCUGACCUUCUCCCCCCACGGUGGCCCCAUCUACUCCGUGAGCUGUUCCCCCUUCCACAGGAAUCUCUUCCUGAGCGCGGGGACCGACGGCCACAUCCACCUGUACUCCACGUUGCAGGCCCAGCCCCUGGCCUCGCUGCAGCUGUCCCACAAGUACCUGUUUGCUGUGCGCUGGUCCCCAGUGCGCCCUUUGGUGUUUGCAGCUGCUUCGGGGGAAGGUGAUGUGCAGCUGUUUGAUCUCCAGAAAAGCUCCCAGAAACCCACGGUUUCAAUCAAGCAAACCCAGGAUGCAAGCCCGGUCUACUGUCUGGAAUUUAAUCGGCAGCAGACUCAGCUCCUGGCUGCUGGUGACGCCGAGGGCACAGUAAAGGUGUGGCAGCUGAGCACUGAGUUCACGGAACAAGGACCCCGGGAGUCCGAGGACUUGGCACGGCUGGCAGCCGAGGUGGCCACCUGAGGACAGUGAAGCGACAGCAGGGCCCUGUGGGUGGGGGCGGAGUGUCCCCAGAUCGGGGGGCAGGUGGGGUGAGGCCACACCUGUGCCAAGCUGUGGAUGUCUCGUGGAAGCUGAAUGAAGACAACACAAGCGUC